Orycteropus afer afer is the source of this 957-nucleotide messenger RNA. Its product is annotated as olfactory receptor 51G2-like. Gene Ontology annotation, biological process: G protein-coupled receptor signaling pathway. The transcript has a single exon. Gene Ontology annotation, molecular function: olfactory receptor activity; G protein-coupled receptor activity. Bases 1 to 957 code for a protein of 318 amino acids. Lineage: Eukaryota; Metazoa; Chordata; Mammalia; Tubulidentata; Orycteropodidae. Gene Ontology annotation, cellular component: membrane. The record is from RefSeq and is a predicted model, not a curated record.
AUGCCAGCUUUUAAUUACACUGCCUCUGAUUGGCCCACAUUCUCCUUCAUUAGAAUCCCUGGAUUGGUGACUGCACAUAUAUGGGUCUCAAUUCCCUUCUGUCUCCUAUACCUGGUGGCCAUUGCAGGCAAUGCUCUUCUCUUCAUUCUAGUUAGGGUAGAAAAAACUCUUCACGAACCCCAGUUUUAUUUUUUGGCUAUGCUCGCUCUUACUGACCUAGGCCUUUCCUUGACUACAAUGCCUAGUGUCAUGGCUAUCUUCUGGUUUGAUGUCCACCACAUUGGUCUGAAUGCUUGCUUGACUCAAAUGUUCUUCAUCCACACCCUCUCCUCAGUAGAAUCAGGUGUAUUGGUGGCCAUGGCUUUUGACCGUUUGGUAGCUAUUUGUGCUCCACUAAACUACACCAGGAUCCUGACCCACUGUACUGUUGUCUGCCUUAGUGGAGCUGCUCUUAUACGAGGUGCCACUCUUCUGGCCCCUCUGCCUUUUUUCCUCAAGACCUUUCCUUUUUGUGGGGCCAAUGUCCUCUCACACUCAUACUGCUAUUACCCAGAUAUGCUGAACCUGGCCUGUGGGGAUGUCACUUUCAGCAGUGUCUAUGGAUUGGUUUUUGUGCUCUGCACAUUUGCCUUGGAUGCUGUCUUCAUCUUAGUGUCUUACAUGAAGAUCUUGGGCACUAUUAUGAAGCUGGGGACCCGGGACAGAAACUGGAGAUCAUUGCAGACCUGUGCCUGUCAUCUGUGUACAGUGUUUGUGUUUUAUCUGCCCCUCAUCAGCCUGGCAGUGUUGCAUCGUUACAGCCAAGACACUUCCCCAAUUCUAUAUACGACCAUGAGCAACACCUACCUCCUCAUGACACCUCUCCUUAACCCUCUGGUCUAUAGUCUGAAAUCCCGACAAAUCCAGGGUGCCCUACGGAAGCGGUUUUGGGUGCAACGUGUCAUUGCUGGAGAAUGA